AUGUGUUUGUGGCAAGGUGAGAUGUUGGUGUCAUUGAUCAACCACAUUGACAUUUGGGAAGAAUCAGUUCGGUCUUUCAUCAACAGUGAUGACAUGAUUGCACUCAUCACAUCCAUCAUUCCACUAACGAAGAACAGCAAGAAUGUUGAUAUGGUGAUGUCAGUUGUUCUUUCGUCAUUUAAUCAAGAUUUCUCUUCGUUGUCAACACUGUCGUUAACAUCGUUCGUCACAACAUAUGAAAAAUUAAUUGACCUUCUGUUGAAUGGCUUUAUCACAGAUAUCAAUACGCAGACCACUUGUGUUCUGUCAUGCUUGACAUAUUGCAUUCAGGUCACAUAUGGGAUGAAAAUAAAAGAUAAAUGGAAGUUGUCGGUUUCAUCUUUGCAAUCAUCAUCACCCAUAUCAUCUUUGUCCACCUCACCUACUUCAUCAUCUUCUUCAAGUAAAAUAACUAAAGAGAAAAAAAUCAAAAAUGAAAGGAAAGUUAAGAAGAAUCAUAUUGAAAGUUGUUCUCUUGGUUCAGCCUGUCAAUUGCCUUCAAGUAGAAAAGUUGACUGGGUUCAAUGUGAUUUAUGUGAUCUUUGGUACCACACUAUAUGCUUAAAGUUGUCAAUAAAUGAAAUAGAUGUUGAUGGUGUGUUUGUUUGCCCAAUGUGUGAGACAUCUUCACUAACUGUUCGAGAAGCUUCCUCUAGUCCGUCUCAUAGCCCGCUGGUGGCUUUGUAA
This is a messenger RNA of Helobdella robusta, 726 nucleotides long. RefSeq lists its product as hypothetical. NCBI's taxonomy places the organism in Eukaryota, Metazoa, Annelida, Clitellata, Rhynchobdellida, Glossiphoniidae. Gene Ontology annotation, biological process: regulation of gene expression. Gene Ontology annotation, cellular component: nucleus. Bases 1 to 726 code for a protein of 241 amino acids. The transcript is spliced from 4 exons. The record is from RefSeq and is a predicted model, not a curated record.